ACUAGUUGUACCAUCUACAUGCACACAUAGAGAACAGACAAUACAUCGUUACCCAGACUAUUGGAACCCUCGCCAUGAGCCUCGCAGCAUCUCGGUCGAUCCGCCCGGCCAUGUCCAUCAGGCGACUACAACUGCAGUCGUCCUUGUCGACCGGUUUCCAGCUUUCGAUCGCAAAUACAGCCUUUAUCCGGCAGUCACCAUUCGCUCGCCCGCUUGCCUCGCAUGCCUUUGCAUCUGCCAUCGAGUUGCCCUCGAAGUUGUCCCCGACGUCGGAGCAAUCUUAUGCCAACAAGAUUGAGCCGUUUUCAUCGAGGACCCUUCCCGAAACAAAAGCUCUGCUCCUCAUCGCCGUACCUACUCCACCUAAACAGUGGGGCUGCGUCAUAGAGAAAGAAGAUCUGAUCGUGGGAGCUGCCAACCUGGACAAGAACCUUCGGAACGCCGAGGUCAGGAUUUUGGCGACAUACGAAGGAGGGACGACGUAUUCUGCCCGACUGUUCCGUCCGGACGGUACCGUUGCCCACAUUCAGAAUUUUAGCGAAGCCACACUUGCUUCGGAAAGCUUCAAGAGCCUGGUUGAUGGCAAGUCGUCGGAAUUUAAGCCGGUAGAGAGAGCCGAGGUGGUCGUAUGCACUCAUGGUGCAAGGGACUGUCGAUGCGGAGACAUCGGUGGGGACCUGGUGUUCUCGUUGAGAAAGGAGGCCGAGAACACGCAAAAGCAAACGAAAGUUUCGGAAUGCAGCCAUGUGGGAGGUCACAAAUUCGCUGCCAAUGCCAUCCUUCUGCCUUCCAUGCACAUGCUUGGCAACUUGAGACCAGAAGAUGCAUCGCCGCUUUUGAAGCAUGUCGAUAGCUUGGAAGGAAAGGGUGACGGCCCAGUCGAUCGAAACAUGUGGGAACAUUUCCGAGGCGCUUUCGGGAGGACGACCGGCGAGCAGGUCAGCAUGUACGACUGGAACACGGGAAAGCGGGGAGAGGCCGAGGUUGAUGAUCGGCAGACGGCUUCUUUUUCGCCUGCGCCCCGAAGACGAGUACAACAGAGUCGAGCGUAUUCGACCUCGUCACCUGCGCGGCUCGAACUCCGGAAAAGUCGAUCGAAUGGAGAGUCCUCACGUCGUUCGUACUCGACAGGUCCCGAGAGCGAGACCGCAGGAGAGGAUGGCAAGGCCAAGGGUGUCGGGAACAAGCUGAAAGACUUGAUGAAAAAGUACGGACGGCAUGCCCUUGGAGUUUACCUGUUCCUCUCGGCCAUCGAUUUCGGGAUCGCCUUCCUCGGUGUGCACUUGGUCGGAGCCGAACGGCUAGAAGCUGUCAAGGAUAUGGUGAUGGAGCAAUGGCGUAAAUUCCGACCCGCUCUCGAGACGGACAACGAGUUGAUUGACAGUACCACGGACAAGGCUGGAGAGGUCGCCGUAGACGUGAUGGAAAGGGCGCAGGAAGGCAAGGAGGCUAGCGAGUCGGGUGCUCCCGCUCAGAAGAAGCGCAGCCGUACUGCGAUGUUAUGGGCAGAGGCUGCUUUGGCUUACACCAUCCACAAGACGUUGUUUUUGCCCGUUCGUGUUGGUCUUACGGCCGCAUGGACACCCAAGCUCGUCAAGUGGCUGACGCUCAGAGGUUGGAUCGGCAAGGGAGGCAUGGGUCGGGCUGCAGCGCGUGCCCAAGAGAAAGUCAAGGACGCCCAGGCCAAGGUGAAGGAGGCAAGGACGAGGCUUUCCAACAAGAACGAUUGACGACAUAGACUUCACGAAAUGUACAAACGGAAAUAUAGCUCGAGGUGUCCGCCUAUUCCAUAGGGUUUCCUCGUGAACCUGCUAGGCUGAUUUCCAAAUUCAUCGGGACCCUACACCGUCGCGCAUUGGUGUGGUUCUUAUCCGGCUCAUCUACCAGGAUCAUCAUAUACGGAUCACAUACUGUAUACUGUACAACGUCAGGCCUGAGGGUAGACUGCCUGUGAUGCCAGAUGGUGAACAGCCUGGUUGACUCGCAACGUUUGUGGAAACGUGAACGAAGAGCCAACAUCAUCGGUCGAAGCCGAGAUAUCGAUCGGGCCCGAGCUGCUGAGCGAUCUGUAGUGUAUUUGACAAACG
Filobasidium floriforme is the source of this 2087-nucleotide messenger RNA. RefSeq names its product Sucrase/ferredoxin-like-domain-containing protein. The record is from RefSeq and is a predicted model, not a curated record. Lineage: Eukaryota; Fungi; Basidiomycota; Tremellomycetes; Filobasidiales; Filobasidiaceae. The coding region runs from base 75 to 1730 and encodes 551 amino acids. The transcript is spliced from 4 exons.